CGGAACUAAACACACGCACAUCCUGUCUCUCCACGUUGACUUACAUUGCCAAAGAUAACACGUAUUACUUAUCGCUGUGAUUAAAACGCAAAUUUAAGUCAUGGCGAACACCAAGCGGUCUAACAAGAGGAAGAAGUUCGAUUAUAAUAAAGACAGGAAGAACCUGAAGAGCAGGUCCAUAAAGAAAGCCAACCCGAGGAUAGAAAUGAAAGACAUUCGAAAUGCAUGGGACCAAAGGAAGUCCACAUCCACGAACCUGAGGGAGAUGGGGCUGUCAUUUGAUCCAAAUCGCAGUUUACCAAUCAAGAAAGAUGGUUUCUUUGGUCCAAGAAAAGAGACAAAAGCACCGGUCAACAUUGUGACCAAACCCUAUGUUGUCAACCGGUUGGAGCAGGAGGCCAGCCUGCCGGGCAAAGACACCAAGACGUUAUCUUCCGACUUGGUCGAGUAUGUUCAACAUAUGAUCCGAGAACACAAAGACAACUAUAAGGCAAUGGCCCGCGACGAGAAGAACUACUAUCAAGACACACCCAAACAGAUCAAGAGGAAAAUUAACGAGUACAAGCGCUGCCACUCUGCGCACUAUGACUCUUUCAUCAGCUCGCUCGUCUCCCCUGAGCCGACGAUCCAGUGAGGACAUUACAGACUCCACAAGUGAGAGUACAAACAUUUUUCGGAACGCUAAAUGGAUGAGAUCAUUGCUAAACUAGUCAGGAGUUACUGUCGGCGUCUGCUGCAGGCGUUAGCUUGAUGUGAAAUCACAAUUCCACAUAAGGACUGAGAAAUGUGUGUGUGGAGAACUAUAUUUAUGAAUUUUAUUACAGAUGAUUGUUGACAGCAAAACCUCCAGUAAAAAAAAAAAUACAUUAACCAAUAAGAGGUCCAUCAAAAUUAAAAGAAAAAAACUUUCACCGGUCACCAAUGACAAAAUAUGUCUGCUUCCCAAAA
Messenger RNA from Nerophis lumbriciformis (worm pipefish), 948 nucleotides. RefSeq names its product NOP16 nucleolar protein homolog (yeast) (gene nop16). Gene Ontology annotation, biological process: ribosomal large subunit biogenesis. The record is from RefSeq and is a predicted model, not a curated record. Gene Ontology annotation, cellular component: nucleolus. NCBI's taxonomy places the organism in Eukaryota, Metazoa, Chordata, Actinopteri, Syngnathiformes, Syngnathidae.